AUGAUUCUACUGCUAUUUCUGGGUGUUUGCACCAUUUUGGCGCCAAAAAUCGAAGGUCAAACAAUGACGAAAGCAAUUAUCGAUUUUUGCGAUCCACAAGAUGUGCAAAGUUGCGGAAUUGGUGGGCGAUGUGUUAGGCUAAGUCUGGGAAAUCGUUGUGAAUGUCCCAGCGGUUUCAUGGGCAGGAAAUGUAAAAGUAGGUUAAAGGGAGGUACCGUACUCCUGCUACAGUACCCUCGCUUCAGGACCCUGUCAAGACGUCUACAAAUCGUGCAAACGUUGGAAAUCUGAGGACCGUUGUAGUUGGACCCGCCCGAUUUCGCCAUUUUUCGCGGAUAAUUGCGCCAAGUCUUGUGGGCAGUGUAGAUCAAAUGGGAAAGGUGGGAUUCUAGGCCAUUUUUGGUUUUCUAGGCCAUGCGAUUCUGACCAUUUUGAGUCCAAACAAGGCCUAGUGGCCUAGAAAUUCAAUUAUUGGAUUUCUAGGCCAUGUUUAGGCUCAAAAUGAUCAGAAUUUCAAGGAAAUUUUGGAUUUCUAGGCCACCAGAAACCUAGGCCAUGUUUAGACUCAAAAUGAUCAGAACUUCAUGGCCUAGAAAACCAAAUAUGAAUUUUCUAGGCCACCAGGCCGCCAGGCCAUGUUUAGACUCAAAAAAAGCCCAUUUUUUCCUCAGAACUCGCGUUGGCUCUCCCACCAAUUCUAGACAACAUCGAAUGGUUUGUGGGCCGCUGGGAGUCGCGCACAAUGGCUCCAAAUCGCUUCCCCGAGCCCAUGUCCGGGCCGUACAAGGAGAUUUUGGAUGUUCAAAUUUCCGAUGUCCCCGCUUUCGAUAGACCGCCAGUGAAUAUUUCGUGAGUUUUUUGGGCUCAGGGCUUCAAAAUGAGCCCGAAUGAGCCCGAAUAAGCCUAGAGGGCUUUAAGGGCUUUAAAAAGAGCCCGAAUAAGCCUAGGCCUUAUUUGGGCUCAAAAAAUCCGGAUUUUUUCAAUGGUCCCUGAAUUUUUUUCCCGCCAAAAAAAAGAGUUCCUUUGAAAAAACAACACACAAAAAUCGUAUUGUUCACGGACAACUUAAGCUAACUCCUGAAAAAAUAUGUGAAGGGAUUAUUUUUGCGUUGUUUUUUUUUUUCUCGCUUUUUUUGGCGCCAAAAAUCGUAGGAAUUUCGAAGUACUGUAGGUGAAAAAAAAUCUGGUAGGUCAAAAUUUGAAUUAAAAAAAAAGGUACUGUAGUUUUGGAGUACUGUAGACAAUUUUAUUUUAUUCGAAAAUCUACAGUAAUCCAUUUUGGAAUUGAUUUUUGAGCUACAGUACUCUUUUGAUCUACAAGAACAUUUUUUGAAAAUCACAAAAAAAGUACAGUAAUCUAUCAGAGCUACAGUAUCCAUAGACUACAGUAAUCCAGAAUGAGCUAGGCUUGGUACAGUACCCCAAAGCAUAACUACAGUACUCCAAAAAUUCAAAAAUGUUUGAUCUACAGUAAUCUUUUAGAGGUACAGUACCCCUGACUACAGUAAUCCGAACUGCAAGAAAUGUCAGAUUCCUAAUUUUUGAUCUACAGAAUCUACAGUACCUCUUUGAAAAUUCUAAGAGAGCAGGAUGAAGAAGAGUACAGUAAUCAGGAUCUACAGUAAUCUAGAAUCCAAAUCUAGAAAAAAACCUACAGUACCUCUAAACUACAGUAACCGAACUGCAAAAAUUUUGAGAAAAAUUCAGGAAUUUGAUAAUUCUGAUCUACAGAAAUGUUCCAAAACUACAGUACCCCCUAGAUUAUGAGCUACAGUAAUCCUGAGACAAGCUACAGUACUCCGAACUGCAAGAACAUUUUUUUUUUAAAUUACAAAAAAAAAAAGUACAGUAAUCUAGCAGAGCUACAGUAACCCAGAUUGAGCUAGGCUAGGCAUCUACAGUACCCCAAAGCCUACAGUACCCCAAAGCCUACAGUAAUCCAAACUGCAAAAAUAGUUUUUGAUCCCUCCUCCCUCUCAUCACAUUUUUUUUGGGCGCGAAGAAAAUUUUUGGCGCCAAAAUUUUCAGAAUCCCCAGACACCGCUUAUUCAUUUCACCCUGUUGCUGCUUUUUUUUUUGUUUUUGAGAUGUUUUGUCUGACAGAUAUGAGAGAGACGAGAGAGAGUGAGAGACGCAGAGAAAGAGAGAUGUUUUGUGAGUGGUGACGUCAUAAGUUUGAAAAAGUUUGAGGAAAAAGUUAUGAUGAUGUCAUUUUUUUUUUGGAAAAUAUGAGAAAAACAAGCCUUAACGGGCCUAAGAUGGGCUUAGGCCUGAAAAAACUGGGCCUGAGGAUCUAGAGAAGCCUUAGAAGGGCCUAAGAUAAGCCUGACAAUCUAGAGAAGCCUUAGAAUAAGCCUAGGCUUAAAAAAUUGGACCUAGACACUUUGAGCAGCCUAGAAAAUGCCUAAGAUGAGCCUAGCCUGAAUAAAAAUGGGCCUGAAAGUCUAGAGAAACCUAAAAUAGGCCUAGGCUUGGAAAAAGGCCUAAAAACCUCUGGAGAGCCUCUGAAAAGCCUUAGAUAAGGCUAGGCUUUAAAAAGUGCGAAAAAACUCUGGAGAGCCUAAGAUAAGCCUACAAUCAGCCUAGCCUGAAAAACUGGGCCUGAAAAUCUAGAGGAGCCUUAGAAGGGCCUAAGAUAAGCCUAGGAUUCAAAAACUGGGCCUAGACACUUUGAGAAGCCUGGAAAAAGCCUAAAUUAAGCCUACCCUGAAAAACUGAGCCUGAAAGUCUAGAGAAGCCUUCGAAAGGCCUAAAAUAAGCCUAGUCUCAAAAAAAUGAGCCUAGACACUUUGAGAAGCCUGGAAAAAGCCUAAAGGCUCCUUGAAAUAAUUUCAGGCCCAUCAUAGGCUCGUCAAAUUCUAAGGCCCGUUCUAGAAAAUGUUUUUUAUUUUUAGGCUCGUCAAAAACCUGAUAGGCCUUUUCUAGGCUUUCCAACAACCUAUAAGGCUUAAGGCCCUUUUAAAGUCCCCAAAAACUUAAUUUUAGGCUUUCCAAAAUUAUCUAAGACUUAAGGUUGUUUUAAGGCUCAUUUUAGGUCUUGAAAAUGUAUCUAAGGCCCUUCUAGGCCUUAGAUAACAUUCUAAGGCCCUUCCUAGGCUCAUACAAAACAUAAUAGGCCUUUCCUAGGCUCGUAAAUCGCCCCAACUCUCAAAAAUUUGCAGAAUUCGUGCCGAGACCCUCGAUGGUCAAGACAUUCAUCUGGGUUACGGUUUUCUGACCUCCAAACCUUUCCACGAGGACACAGGCUUUGUGGAGAAAAAUAAACCAAAAACGGGCGAUGAUCUGAUAUCGAUUGAAUUGGUCACUAAUACAGGUACAGUACUCCUACAGUACCCGCAAAACUACAGUACUUUUGCAGGUCUAAUGUUGAUCGAGGAGGGCACAAUUAAAGGCACACAGAUUCGUCUCGAGACCAAAUACAAAAAAUCGAUGGCCGGAAUUUGGCGCCAAGAAUUUGCGGCGAGCAAACGACUUUUUAUUUUGGUGACGCCGACGAGUUUGGAGGAACGUGUGAUUAUGGUGGAUUCGAGGGGUGUGAAGAGCAAGUGGUUGAAAAGGUGGGCCUGUCGGGCUUUUUUGGGCUUUAGGCCCGAAAAUCCGGUGAAAAAUGGUGGAUUUUGAGGGGUCUUAGGCUUUUUAGGCUUUUCUUAUGAAUUUAGGGCUUUUCCUAGGAUUUUAGGGCUUUUCCUUAGGAUUUUAAGGUAUUUCUCAAAAUUUUAAGGCCUAACUUAAGUACUUUAGGCUUUCCUUAGGUACUUUAGGCUUUCCUUAGGAUUUAAGAGCUUUUUUAAGGAUUUUGAGGCUUUUCAAAGGAUUUUAAGGGUUUUCUUAGGUUCUUUAGGCUUUUCCUAGGAUUUUAGGGCUUUUCUUAGGUACUUUCAGGCUUUUCCUUAGGAUUUUUAGGCAUUUCUAAGGAUCUUUAGGCUUUUCCAAGGAUUUUAAGGUAUUUCUUAAGAUUUUUAGGCGUUUCUAAGGUAAUUCAGGAUUUUCUUAGGAUUUUAGGGCUUAUCUAAGGAUUUUAAGGCCUAUCUCAGGUACUUUCAGGCUUUUACUAGGAUCUUAAGGCUUUUUCUUAGAUUUGUAAGACCUAUCUUAGGUAAUUAAGGCUUUUCUCAGGUAUUUUAAGGCCUAUCUAAGGCCCAUUUAAGCUGAUUUGCCACGUGGAAAGCUGUCUAGCUUCUCUGCACUCUCUUCAAAUCCUAUACACUCUAAAUGUUUCUUCCUCUGCGUCUCUAACCUUCUCAUAUUCUCUAGCCGUCUAGCUUCUCUCUGCGUCUCUAACUUAUAUUUUCUCUAACCGUCUAGCUUCUCUGCACUCUCUCUAUCUCUAACCCAAAUCUUCUUGCAGAUAUCAAAAAGUGCACGACUACAUGCUGGAUCUGAUUCCAACUCCGCCAGCCAAUCCAAGAAGCCUUUUUAAUUAA
Caenorhabditis angaria is the source of this 4424-nucleotide messenger RNA. The record is from the annotation of a GenBank genome assembly. NCBI's taxonomy places the organism in Eukaryota, Metazoa, Nematoda, Chromadorea, Rhabditida, Rhabditidae.